Messenger RNA from Linum tenue, 453 nucleotides. Lineage: Eukaryota; Viridiplantae; Streptophyta; Magnoliopsida; Malpighiales; Linaceae. The record is from the annotation of a GenBank genome assembly.
AUGUAUGGAGACCACACAAAGUCCCCAAUAACCCUAAACCUUCCCGUUGGGAGAAUCAGUUCCAAGAUCGCAAUUUACACCACUCUGGUGAACCCUGUGACCAAAUAUGCAAUAGUCAUCACUCCAAUUGCAAAUGCCAUCGAAGAGAGAUACAUCUUUUCCACCAACUACAGUCAACUUCUUAGCAUCCUGAUGAGAACCCUAAUCUUGGUCAGCACCGUCGUCGUUGCACUAACUGUUCCGUUCUUUGGCUACAUCAUGGCAUUCAUGGGCUCGACGUUAAGCGUGAUGGGGACGAUGUUGCUGCCUUGCUUGUGCUACAUUAGGAUUAAGGAGUUGGGCAGGAGAUUAGGGUUGGAGUUUAUGGUGAUUGUGGGGAUCUUGAUCUUUGGUGUUGUUGUUGGCGUUGUGGGGACUUAUACUUCGGUGAGACAAAUUGCUGAACAUUUGUGA